Fibroporia radiculosa is the source of this 1251-nucleotide messenger RNA. RefSeq lists its product as uncharacterized. The transcript has 8 exons. Gene Ontology annotation, molecular function: ATP binding; phosphoglycerate kinase activity; ADP binding. Gene Ontology annotation, biological process: gluconeogenesis; glycolytic process. NCBI's taxonomy places the organism in Eukaryota, Fungi, Basidiomycota, Agaricomycetes, Polyporales, Fibroporiaceae. Gene Ontology annotation, cellular component: cytosol. The record is from RefSeq and is a predicted model, not a curated record. Bases 1 to 1251 code for a protein of 416 amino acids.
AUGUCUCUCGCAAACAAACUCUCCAUCACAGACCUCGACCUCAAGGGCAAACGCGUCCUCAUCCGCGUCGACUUCAAUGUCCCCAUGCAGGAUGGCAAGGUCACCAAUCCCGCUCGUAUUGUUGCAGCUCUCCCCACCGUGAAGUAUGCCUUGGACAAUGGUGCCUCCAAGGUCAUCUUAAUGUCUCACCUUGGCCGUCCGAAUGGCCAAGUCGUUCCCAAAUACUCUCUCGAACCGGUCGCGGCAGAGGCUGAGAAACACCUCGGCAAGCCGAUCAUUUUCGUGCACGAAUCUGUUGGCCCCGAUGUCGAAAAGACCAUCAAUGAGGCUGCUCCAGGCUCCGUCAUUCUUCUCGAAAACCUGCGGUUCCACCUGGAGGAGGAGGGAUCAGCCAAAGACAAGGACGGAAAGAAGACCAAGGCAGACCCUGCCAAGGUAAACGAGUUCCGAGAGGGCUUGACCAAGCUUGGAGAUGUCUACGUCAACGACGCCUUUGGAACUGCUCACCGUGCACAUUCUAGUAUGGUCGGCGUUAAGCUGCCUCAGCGCGCUGCCGGCUUCCUCAUGAAGAAGGAGCUUGACUACUUCGCCAAGGCCCUCGAGAGCCCCGAACGUCCGUUCCUCGCGAUCCUUGGUGGUGCCAAGGUUUCGGACAAGAUCCAGCUGAUUGAGAACAUGCUGGACAAGGUAAACUCGCUGAUCAUCUGUGGUGGAAUGGCCUUCACUUUCAAGAAGACUCUCGAUAACGUAUCGAUUGGCAACUCGCUUUUCGAUGCCGCUGGCGCGGAAAAGGUUGCAAGCCUUGUGGAGAAAGCAAAGGCGAACAACAUCAAAGUUGUCUUCCCGAUAGACUUCAUCACCGCAGAUAAGUUUGACAAGAAUGCAACUACCGGAACUGCCGAUGACACGAACGGCAUUCCGGAGGGCUGGAUGGGUCUUGAUUCUGGCCCCAAGAGCCGGGAAUUGUUCAAGGCCACUGUUUUGGAGGCCAAGACGAUCCUCUGGAAUGGCCCACCAGGUGUGUUUGAAUUCCCAGCCUUUGCCGAAGGUUCCAAGGCGCUUCUCGAUGCAACAAUCGAGGCUGUCCAGAAAGGUGCCACUGUCAUCAUCGGUGGAGGUGACACUGCGACGGUAGCUGCUCAGUAUGAUGCUGAGGACAAGCUGAGCCACGUCAGCACAGGUGGUGGCGCCAGUCUCGAGCUGCUUGAGGGAAAGACCCUGCCCGGUGUUGCGGAGCUCAGCCAGAAGUAA